UUCCCAUAAACUCACUUUCCCAUCUUUGCUCCCAGCUGCCACCCAGUGCGUUUGAGUGGCCUGUUGUAUCCUCUUCUCUUUUGCCGAUACCGCCAAGCCAACGCGUCUUGAAGGUGCAGUCAUCGCAGUCUCACCUCCUUCCAAAGAUUCUGCAUCUGGUUUACCCCCUUCCAACUUGCCCUCAUCGGCCCCUUCUUUAUCCUCUUGUACGUUUAUCACUUCCGCGAAUGCAACAGCAAAGCAUCCAUCCUUAUGCCAUUUCAGCACCGCCAGCUCCUUCAUACUCGCUACGCUAUAAACCCGCACCUUGGUAUCCCACCCCGCAGUAGCGAAUAUCCGCCCAUCGCUCCUGAUUCGUAAGCUCUGCUGCCCAGAGUGCUUCGUCUGGACGACUUUCAGGGGUUUCGUAACGACUUCAGGUUUCACGGGUGGCUUGGGUGGCUUUGCCGAAGGAGUGGAUGGGUACUGCGCGAACAUCCCAGAGAGGAGCGAGGGGUUCUUAACUGGAACCUUCUGAGGGGUUGGCCCUGGUUGUGGCUGGACAGGUUGGGCUAGCGGAGGAGAUAGAGAGGAAAGGGGGUGUUUGGCGAUUAUUCCAUCGGCGCCGCUGGUGAUAUAGGAUGCCAUGUUCAAGGUGACACCGAGGGAGAGAAUAGGCUGGGAAUGAGGCUGCGCGAGGUAGAGCCUACACCAGCCAAUGACGGGGUUGUCCUGCACGACCAUUGUGUGGCCACUUUCAUAGCCCACAACGAGAGUGAGCCGUGAGGAUACGUAGAGGAUGGCGACAGACAUGACCAUGCCCGUGUUGGUGGCCUUGUCCCCGGGGACUGUAAUUAAGCGUUUCUGGGAGGGGAGAUGGAAGAUGUCGACCUGGAGAAUGUUAGCUGUGAUGGAUGAAAGAUUGCGGUGGAUACUAACGGCUUCGGAGCUCAUGGUGUUCGGGACGGCGAUGAGAAGUUCAUCUUGAUUAGGUGAGGGGGUGGUCUCAGUUGAUAUAGGACCAGGAAGUUGUUUUGCAAUGCAGUGGCCGAAUGAGCAGAAGUUCAGCGAGUUGACGUCCAGUACGUAGAGGAGCCAUGGCUGCUUCCUGGGGGUCAUUGGGUCCUCGACGGGGAGGGUUGCGCUCAGGGAGGCCUCGUCUUCUUCCGAGAACUUCCAAACUAUGAGCUUAUUGUCCUUGCCAUGACUUCAAAGCUAUUAGUAACCUUGCAUAACACGAGGAAUAAGAUAUAAUAGAAGAGUUAGUGAUAUUUAAAAAAACAUCUCACGUGAUUAGUCUGUCCGAUCCCCAUUCAGCAACACCGAGGAUGGCGGCCUUGUGUGCCCUCCACACGGCCGUGGAUCUUCGUGAGGCUAGACCCCAGACCACGAUCCAUCCCUCCGCAUCGCCAGUGACGAGGCGAGUGUUUCCUCUUAUGAACUGCGUCGAAUGGAUCUGCGCCGCAUGGCCGCGGAAGAUAUAUGUUGCUUCCGGAGGCGGCUGUGGGAGCGACAUAUGUUGAAUUUGUAGAGUCUAACUUGAACUGUUUGAGGGUUGAUGAGCCUGGGUGUACCAUAUCCUCAGUAGCUCAUACACUAGAUUACAUGGUCCAGGCACCAAUUGCGCAUCUAUCAACCCGUCUAUCUUAUCGAACAUCUCCGCCGCGGCAUUACUCGAACCCCCCCCUUCACCAAAUAUUCCUAAACAGAGUGCCACCGAGCGACCCCAGUAUCGCAUCCACCAGACCAACCUGUCCCCGACAUCCAUCCCCUGCUAUCUCACAUGCAAAUGUUCGUGCGACGAUAAGGCGCAACGCGACGUAGUUGCGGAUAACAACAGUUUUUGGCCCCAUAUGACUUCGGGCAUCGCAAACUCGCUGCCAAUCGACCAGCACUUCCGGCUUGCGCGCCGCUGGGCACAACUACCCCGUUCCUUCAAUUGGCUUCAACAACCUCUGCGAUAAACCCGAAGAACCCGUACCGCCUCUUGAGGCGCGGCACUGUCGAGCCGGUUGCCACCCGGCAGCCCCCAAUCCCUUAUACUCGAGAAGCAGCGCCCAUACUGCGCCUGCGCAUAUGCCCAUGACGGCUCUCGACUCCCCCGGCUCUGCCGUGGUGGCUGGCGAAAGCUCUGUUGCCAGCGCAAGUAAACCGAGGAGAGUGAGAACUGGGUGCUUGACAUGCAGAGAACGGCAUCUGAAAUGCGACGAAGGGUUGCCGCAUUGCCUGAACUGCAAGAAGUCUGGGAAAACAUGCAGGCGUGGGAUAAAACUCAACUUCCACUGGAUGGACGUUAGAGACCCAGCAAUUCUUCCGCCGACAGCGGAUUGGUCUGUUCAAUUUCAAGACGAAUCUCGACUCAUUGCUUCGGAAUACAAGGGCGGCCUGGGCCAAUACAGCGCAAUAGAAACGGUCACAAUCACGCCUUCUCACGAGCCUGUUUUUGAGUUCAAUAUUUCAAUCGAUCCGACUAUCACCAUGCAUAGCAACCAAAACUCGAUAUUACAACCAGGGGUCCCAGGGUUAUAUACAGAGACCAGGGGGAUUGGCAAACAUGGCUACCAGCAGCAGGAAGAUAACCGUCACCUUAACCCUCAUCCCGGCAACGAGGUUUCAUAUAUGCCUUCAAUGGCCCCAGCUUCAUAUGGGAACCCGGAGGCAAUACUCGCACCUCUGGAUGUUGCUAGGGGAUACCUCAGCGAUCCGCAGGAGAUUCUCCUCAUGCAGGUAUUUGUGGAAGAAGUUGGGUUAUGGAUGGACAGUAUGGACAAGAUGAAGCACUUUUCUCGACUCUUGCCUUUCCAUGCUCUGCAAGAACCAAUGCUUCUUAAUGCCUUCCUUGCUUGCGGAGCGCGGCAUCUCUCACUUGUCAAUCCCCUAUACAACGAGGAUAAGGCCCUUUCCUAUUACGAUACAGCCACCACGCUACUAUUACGAGCACUACAAAACCCAGAUCGAGAUACGGUCGUCUGUGCUACUUCGGCAGUUAUUCUCAACGUCUAUGAGAUAAUGUCUGAGCGUGCAGUUCAACGCAUGAAUCACAUUGCGGGCGCUAGAGCUCUGAUCAAGGAAUGUGGCUGGAAUGCUCGGUCAACUGGUAUUGGUGCGGCUUGUUUUUGGGUCAAUGUUGGCAUGGAGCUGUUAUCUUGUCUACACUUCAACUGGCAAGUGGCGUGGGAACCAGACCAAUGGGGUGUGGAUAUGGACUUUUCGCAAGGGCGAGAAGGCGGGAGCGAAGAACUCUGGACACAUCGCAUGGUGUAUAUCACGGGGAAGGUUUCAAAUUUCAGGGCCGCAACCCCAAAAUUUCAAGAGGCAACCGCGCACGAAGAACAAUUAGGGCAGCAACGCCGGUAUGCGGAGUGGCAAGACUUGAAGAACCUCUGUGACAGCUGGAAUCAAAGUGUUCCAAGAACUAUGCACCCUGUGGGAUUUCUUUUUCCCCAUCAAACCUCAUCCAAGUCACUGUUCCCGGAAGUCUGGCUGCUUAAACGAUCCGCAAUCACCGGCCGACUGUUCUAUCACACUGCAAUGUGCGUCGUAGCACAGAACAAUCCUAUGUUUCCAAUGCCGAAUCCCGAAAUGGCGAGUCUCCUUCACGACCAUGCACACCAAAUAUGUGGUAUUGUCGCCCACGUCAAGGAUAGGGGCGUUGCCUCAAUAGCAUUGCGGUCAUUGGCCCUGGCCGGUGAAACUCUCGUACAGCGCGACGAGCAGGAAGAGGUAAUACGCAUAUUUGAGAAAGUGCAGAAGGAGACCGGAUGGAAUGUCACGUACGUGAUGAAAGAACUCCGCGAUAAAUGGGGCUGGAUUUCAGAAGAGCAGAUGUUAAGAGACCAAAUGGCUUUUAACCAAUUUGCUCGUAAUGCUGGGCUUGCGGCGAAUGCAAACAUGUCGACAGCGGGGCAAGGCCUACAGGGUGGACAGCAGCAGCAACAGCAACCUCAACAGCCACCGAAGAUGAUUGGAGGGAUACUGAACCCAUUGCUCGCCAGGGCAGACUUUUCACUGCCGAAUCAUCCGUACCAGGCGUAUUAUCAGCCGCCGAGAGUUCAUGAUUUACAGGGACAGGGUCAAUAUGGCCAGGAUUACUUUUGAAUGGGUAAGUAAUGGUCGAAGAACUAUAUAAGGUCGCGAGAGGGGUGUUAUGAUUCAACGAAGGUGUAUUUAGUAUCGCAUCCUGUGUAAAUAGGUUGGCAGGCGUCUGGGAUGGUUGGCAAUGAGCGGGCGUCCACAUUUGGGGGGAAAUAUUUGUUAACUCUGAAGGCUCAGAAUUCUAGAGGGAUGGUGGAUAAUAGUUCGGGAUUUGGGGUAUUAUUAUAUUAGGGGGAACAUAAAUGUAUGUGGGUGAGGUACACAUAAGGGAUUCACUUCACAACUAAUAUAUUGGCGGGGGCACCUUCCACAAACAAUCACAACGAAACCUACCCA
This is a messenger RNA of Pseudogymnoascus destructans, 4410 nucleotides long. RefSeq lists its product as uncharacterized. The record is from RefSeq and is a predicted model, not a curated record. Gene Ontology annotation, molecular function: DNA-binding transcription factor activity, RNA polymerase II-specific; zinc ion binding; transcription cis-regulatory region binding. NCBI's taxonomy places the organism in Eukaryota, Fungi, Ascomycota, Leotiomycetes, Thelebolales, Thelebolaceae. Gene Ontology annotation, cellular component: nucleus. The transcript is spliced from 3 exons. The coding region runs from base 2056 to 4077 and encodes 673 amino acids. Gene Ontology annotation, biological process: positive regulation of transcription by RNA polymerase II.